AUGGUUCGUGGAAUAGGUGAAUCUUCAUUUGAAGAUCUACUACCAUGGUUGAUGCAAACCUUGACAUCAGAAUCUAGUAGUGUCGACCGCAGUGGAGCUGCUCAAGGUCUUGCCGAAGUUGUUGGCGGUUUAGGAGUGCAAAAGUUGCAUCAAUUAAUGCCAGAUAUUAUCACAACUGCGGAGAGAACAGAUAUUGCCCCACAUGUGAAAGAUGGAUAUAUAAUGAUGUUUAUAUAUAUGCCAGGGCCUUUCCCUAAAGAUUUUACUCCUUAUAUUGGCCAAAUAAUUAAUCCUAUAUUAAAAGCAUUGGCUGAUGAGAAUGAGUAUGUUCGGGACACGGCAUUAAAAGCGGGGCAACGCAUAGUGAAUUUGUACGCCGAAUCAGCAGUGAUGCUUCUUCUUCCUGAACUAGAAAAGGGUUUAUUUGAUGAUAACUGGAGAAUACGGUUUAGUUCUGUUCAAUUAUUAGGAGAUUUGCUAUACAGAAUAUCGGGCGUAUCUGGAAAAAUGACUACAGAAACGGCAAGUGAAGAUGAUAAUUUUGGAACCGAACAGUCACAUACUGCCAUAAUAAGAUUUUUAGGCGAAGAAAGGCGAAAUAGAGUUCUUUCAGGCCUUUAUAUGGGUCGGAGUGAUGUAUCACUGAUGGUACGACAAGCGUCACUACAUGUUUGGAAAGUCGUAGUAACAAACACACCACGCACACUAAGGGAAAUCUUACCUACAUUAUUUAGUUUACUAUUAGGAUGUUUGGCAAGCACCAGCUAUGAUAAACGUCAAGUUGCUGCGCGAACGUUAGGAGAUUUGGUGAGAAAAUUGGGAGAG
Molecule: messenger RNA, 825 nt
Organism: Bactrocera oleae (olive fruit fly)
Lineage: Eukaryota; Metazoa; Arthropoda; Insecta; Diptera; Tephritidae
Source: RefSeq, a predicted model, not a curated record